Limanda limanda (common dab) is the source of this 693-nucleotide messenger RNA. RefSeq names its product somatolactin alpha (gene smtla). The record is from RefSeq and is a predicted model, not a curated record. Gene Ontology annotation, biological process: response to nutrient levels; growth hormone receptor signaling pathway; positive regulation of receptor signaling pathway via JAK-STAT. Gene Ontology annotation, molecular function: growth hormone activity; growth hormone receptor binding. NCBI's taxonomy places the organism in Eukaryota, Metazoa, Chordata, Actinopteri, Pleuronectiformes, Pleuronectidae. Bases 1 to 693 code for a protein of 230 amino acids. Gene Ontology annotation, cellular component: extracellular region. The transcript is spliced from 5 exons.
AUGAACAUGAUGACAGUCAAGCAGGGUGUAUGGGCUGUGAUGCUCUGGCCCUAUUUGCUCACUGCGAGCAUCCCACUAGACUGCAAGGACGAGCAGGGCGGCCUCUCCCGCUGUCCCUCCAUCUCGCAAGAAAAACUUCUAGACCGAGUCAUCCAGCACGCCGAGCUCAUCUACCGCGUGUCGGAGGAGUCGUGUUCUAUGUUUGAGGAGAUGUUUGUCCCAUUUCCACUGCGGCUCCAGAGGAACCAGGCUGGCUAUGCAUGCAUCACCAAAGCCUUACCCAUCCCAAGCUCCAGAAGUGAAAUCCAACAGAUAUCUGAUACAUGGCUGCUCCACUCCGUGCUGAUGCUGGUCCAGUCGUGGAUCGAGCCCCUGGUCUACCUGCAGACCACAUUAGAUCGCUACGACAACGCUUCAGAAAUGCUCCUCAACAAGACCAAGUGGGUGUCUGACAAACUGAUCAGUCUGGAGCAAGGGGUUGUGGUGCUUAUCAGGAAGAUGUUGGACGAGGGAAUGUUGACUGCAACCUACAACGAACAAGGCCUGUUCCAGUAUGAUGCGCUGCCAGAUAUGCUGGAGUCGGUGAUGAGAGACUAUACCCUGCUCAGCUGCUUCAAGAAAGACGCCCAUAAGAUGGAGAUCUUCCUCAAGCUCCUCAAGUGUCGACAAACUGACAAAUACAACUGUGCAUAA